Molecule: messenger RNA, 3222 nt
Organism: Argiope bruennichi
Lineage: Eukaryota; Metazoa; Arthropoda; Arachnida; Araneae; Araneidae
Product: influenza virus NS1A-binding protein homolog
Exons: 12
Coding region: 321-2498 (725 amino acids)
Molecular function (GO): protein binding
Source: RefSeq, a predicted model, not a curated record
GUCGCCAAGUGGGCUUCCGAAAUUUUGUGACUGGUCAGAGAAGAGCGGUUUCAACUGGAUUUCUACGUUUCACCGUAUUCAGUGUUGUUGCUGUUUUACCCGAGACUGAUAAACUUCAACGUGUUUCUGCUACUCUCAAUUUACACCGGUCAUUGAAAUAUCGUUAGUUUUCUUGCAAGCUGCUUUCCAAAAUUUUGAAAAUUUCAAAAUACGCAGUUCUAGACGCUUGGCCGAAUAUGGAUGCUUGACACAGGUGUAUUAGCUGGCUUGGCUAGCUAUUUUUAUUAAGAUCCAGUAAUCCUCCUGUUAACGGAUUUGUAAUGAAUAAGACACCUUCAUCAGAAGGGAUGGCUGUUAAAGAAGUUAAGAAGGAAGCGAAGCAAUCGGAUGUUUUUGUAUUUGAUGAUAUAGCUUACAGAGAGGUGAUAUUUGACAAUUUGAAUAAAUUGCGCAAGAACAACCAGUUUUGUGAUGUUACUUUGCAGGUUGGAGCUUCUCAAGAUGUUAGGGAAAUCCAUGCUCAUCGUGCUGUGCUUGCUAGUGCUAGUCCGUAUUUGUUUGAUAUCUUUACUGCUGAAAGUAAAGGCACCAGCAAUCAGUAUAAAUUUACUGGAAGUUUUGAUUAUGAUGCCUUUGAAAGUCUUGUAAAUUAUGCAUAUACGGGCAGACUGGAAAUUCCCGCAAAGUUGGUGAAGGCAACAUAUGUUGCAGCAAGCAAACUGCGCAUGGCUUCUGCUGCAAAGCAAUGUGGCAAAUAUCUUGUGGAUAAUAUGACUCCAGACAAUUGUAUUAGCUUGCGAUCACUUGCUGGUAUUGCUUCUAACCCAGAUUUGCUGAAUAAAGUUGACAAUUACAUUCGCCAGAAAAUUGCUAAUGUCAUUAAAUCCAAAGAUUUUCUUGCCUUGCCGACUAUUCCUGUUGAAUUGUUACAAAAUAGUCUUGAAGAGAAAAAUGCUACAAAUUUGAAACACUUGUGUGAUAUGGUUGUGGAUUGGGUAAAGAUGAUGAUUGAUGACCAAAAUUACAGAUUUGAAGAUUUGGCUCAAAAGGUGCAUAUGCUAUACUUGAAUCCAGAUCGUACAUUGCAUGACUGCACUGAUAUAGAAAAUGGAGAUCUUCAAGAUUCUGAAGUUAUUCAAGAUUAUAAGAAACUGUCGAGUAAGCUUUCAGUUCAAAGCACUGGUAAACCCAGGAGCAAACCUGCCUCUCAAACUCCUGCCAAGCCUCGCCAGUUUCUUUUUACAAAAUCUGACUCGAGUUCAUCUUUAUCCUCUCAGUCGGAUGAGGAAGACAGUGAUUGGAAAGUUAUUGCUACAACAGUUAAUGGCGAAAAUAGCCUGGUUGGUCUUGUUUCUGGAGUUGGAAAACUUGUUGUAUUGUCAGUUGUACAGAGAGUGCAUUCUCCAAAUCAUAGCCCUAUUUCCUCUAGAAAUGCAUCGGUAGAAAAAAUUAGCACCUACUCUGUUGUCCCGCCUAUGAGUUCUGCUAGAUGCUCUGUUGGAACUGCUGAAUUAGAAGGAAAACUUCUUGUUUGUGGUGGCUAUGACCGAGGAGAGUGUUUAAAAACUGUUGAAUCUUAUGACUUCAAUACCAAUAAAUGGACAACCAUGCAACCAAUGAAAGUCCCUCGUGGAAGAUUCAAUGCUGCUGUGGUGAAUAACAAAGUAUACGCUGUGGGAGGUUGUGACGGACAAAAAGAUCUUGGAUCUGCUGAAUAUUGGGAUCCAGAAACUAAUUCUUGGAAGCAACUGCCUAGUCUUCCUGCAGUUCGAUCUCAUGCUGGAGUUUGUAGUAUGGACAAGAAAUUGUAUGUCAUUGGUGGAUGGAAUGGUCAACGUGGAUUAAAGCGAUGUGACAUCUUUGACACAGAAGCUUGUACUUGGUCCAGUAUCGCUCCAUUGUCAAUAGGUCGUUAUCAAGCUGGUGUUGGAGCUAUGAAUGGCUUUGUUUAUGCUGUUGGUGGUUGCGAUACUUGGAAUUGCUUGAGCUCAGUUGAAAGGUAUGAUCCUUCAGCAGACACUUGGGUGACAGUUGCUCCUCUUCAUACAGCACGACGUGGAUGUGGAGUUGCAGUAUUUAAUGGAAAAUUGUAUGCAGUUGGUGGGCAUGAUGGCAUUCAUUCUCUGUGCACUGUAGAGAUCUAUGACCCUGAAACAGAUUCCUGGAGUGCCGGACCUCCCCUUACCACUUGCCGAGCCAAUGUUGGUGUGAGUGUUGUUGGCAACCGUCUGUUUGCUGUUGGUGGAUUCACUGGAAAGACUUUUCUCAAUACAGUUGAAUACCUUGAUCCAGAAAAUAAUGAAUGGACUUCCUUUGUGCCCAAAGAUCAUGGCAGUUGUAAUUCUACUGCUGAGAAGAAUGGUACAUCAGACUGUGAUUCAGAGAGCAAUGGUAUGAAUGGAGAUUCCACUGCUGUAAAAAAUGGUGCAUUGAACUGUGAGUUGAGCAGCAAUGGUGGUGUAAAUGGAGAGCUGCAUGCAGAACAGGAGGUUCAUUGACGAAAAAUAGACUCUCAACAUCCAUUAUGAACGUUCCAUGCAGUUAACAAUCUCUUUACUCAAGAAAUUUGUUAUUGUCAGUACAUAUGUUUCUCAUCUUCUCAUUUUAUGUUGACUAUUAUUUCAAGUGAUGUAUUGUUUUUUUAAAUUUGUAUUUUUCAUUCUAAUGAUAUUGAAGUUAGGAUUCCUACCCGAUUAACUUCAAAAAGUGUUGCAUAAUAGGUCAUUCCAUGGUAGCAGUUAGUUACUGCAGCUGUAUUACUUUUAAUUCCAUUUCUUACUGAUUGUAAGUACAAUUUUUUUUUCUGCUAGAGAGUAUAAUGUAAUUUUUUUUCGUGCUCUUAAAUCCUAGUGCAAAAUAUUUUUGAUUAUAUAAACUUUUUGAAUGAAAUAAAACUUUUGGAAGUACCUCCUUUUCAAAAUUUGGUAAUAAUUAUAAAAUGUUUACACCUGGGAGAUAAUUUAUAUAACUUUUUAUUGAAAGAAAUGUGAGGUUUAUCUCCCUUUUCACUUCUUAAAACUUUGAAAAAAAAUGAAGAGGAACUUCUCACACUAUGUUUUUAUAUUCUUUGAUACAGUCAAAUGUUUGCUUGACUUAUUUUAUAAUCUGAUUUGUUGCACUGUUAAGAAAUUUGAUCCACCUGAAUGUAAGUCUCAGAAAUUGAAAUGUUUUUAACAAGCCACUUGAAUAAAUUUCAUUUAAUAAAGUGCAUUUCAAAUUUGA